Molecule: messenger RNA, 2223 nt
Organism: Microtus ochrogaster (prairie vole)
Lineage: Eukaryota; Metazoa; Chordata; Mammalia; Rodentia; Cricetidae
Gene: Kif12
Product: kinesin family member 12
Biological process (GO): microtubule-based movement; mitotic spindle organization; spindle elongation
Cellular component (GO): microtubule associated complex
Molecular function (GO): microtubule motor activity; microtubule binding; ATP binding
Source: RefSeq, a predicted model, not a curated record
UGGGAGGAGGAUGUAAGGUGUGUGUGGACAGUCCCGCUGUUGAAAAGGAGGGGAUACAGGAAAAGGAAAGGAAUCGUGUGCAGAACAGGACAUGGAGGAACGUGGGUCUCCUGAUGGAGACCCAGCGUGGAGCCUGGAGCAGGGCCCAGAAGGACCAGAAACCCCCAUUCAAGUGGUGAUCAGGGUGCGUCCCAUGAGCACGGCAGAGCUGCAUAGAGGGGAGCAGAGCGCUCUACACUGUUCAGGGACCCGGACUCUGCAGGUGAGACCCCCAGGUGGAGGCCCCGACAUGGCAUUCCGCUUCGGUGCGGUACUGGAUGGGGCGUGCACGCAGGAGGACGUGUUCAGAGCCUGCGGGGUGAAGCGCCUGGGCGAGCUGGCGCUGCAAGGUUUCUCCUGCACGGUCUUCACUUUUGGCCAGACAGGAUCGGGCAAGACUUACACUCUGACAGGACCCCCUCCGCAGGGGGAAGGGGUGCCCGUGCCCCGGAGCCUGACUGGCAUUAUGCAGAGGACCUUCGCCUGGCUGUUAGAUCGCGUGCAUCACCUGGGUUUCCCUGUCACCCUCCGAGCCUCCUAUCUGGAGAUCUACAAUGAGCAGGUUCGGGACUUGCUGAGCCUGGGGUCUACGCGGCCUCUGCCUGUUAGGUGGAGCAAGGCUCGAGGCUUCUAUGUGGAGCAGCUUCGGGUGGUGGAGUUUGGCAGUCUGGAGGCCCUGAUGGAGCUCCUGCAGAUGGGUCUCAGCCGCCGUCAGAGCUCCUCACAUACCCUGAACCAGGCCUCCAGCAGAAGCCAUGCCCUGCUCACGCUCUAUGUCAGCCGCCCAACUCCUCAACAGGUACCCCCUGUGGACCCUGGGGAACCUCCUGUUGGGGGCAAGCUGUGCUUUGUGGACCUGGCAGGCAGUGAGAAGGUGGCAGCAACAGGAUCCCGAGGGCAGCUGAUGCUCGAGGCCAAUAGUAUUAACCGCAGUCUAUUGGCACUGGGCCACUGCAUCUCCCUGCUGUUGGAUCCACAGAGGAAGCAGAGUCACAUUCCCUUCCGAGACAGCAAGCUCACCAAGUUGCUGGCAGACUCACUUGGGGGACGUGGGGUCACCCUUAUGGUUGCCUGCGUGUCUCCGUCAGCCCAGUGCCUUCCUGAGACUCUCAGCACCCUGCGAUAUGCAAGCCGAGCUCAGAGGGUCACCACCCGGCCACAGGGUCCCAAGUCCCCUGGAGCAAAGCCCCCCCAGCAAGGAGCAGCUGAGCUGCUGCAGCUCCAAGAGGAGAAUCGUCACUUGCGGUCCCAGCUGGAUCAAAUGCGGACUAAGGCACCAGGGAUCCAUGGGGCCCGGGUGGCCUGGGCCCAGCGGAACCUCUAUGGCAUGCUGCAGGAGUUUAUGCUGGAGAAUGAGAGGCUUAGGAAGGAAAUGAGACAGCUGCGGAGCAGUCGGGACCUGGCCCGGGCAGAGCAGCAAGUCCUGGCCCAGCAGGUCCAUGAACUGGAGAGGCACCUCCAUUCUGCUCCUGCCCUUCCCCAGCAGGGCUCUGCCCCCAUGUGCGCCUGCUCCAUGGGUCCAGCUGCGUCCUGCCGUGCACUGCCACCCUUCUGUCCCUGCUUUCAUCUCUGUCCUCUGUGCCGAGUAUCCCUGGCCCACUGGGCCUGCCCACGGAGGGAGUGCCAUGUGCCACAGGAACUAGGGCCCGAGGCCCCAGGUCACAUAUCUCUUUCUGCACGGCCCCCACCCUCAGCACCUCCACCAAGCCCCGGCUCUUCCAAGCCCCCACGAGAGAGGAGCCAUAGUGACUGGACACAGACACAAGUCCUGGCAGAGUUGCUGAUAGGGGAGGAGGUGGUACCGUCUGCACCACCCAUGCCCACUGGGUCCUCGAACCUGUCACCCAUGCUAAGAGGAGGAUCUGGGAUCCCGAACCUGACUCAGAAGCCAGAGGCCAUCACACACCUGAUCAGCAACUGCCUGAACCUCGGCCAGAGACAGUCAAAGCCCAGCGAGAUCAUGCAGGGCCCUAGCCAGGGCCUCUCUCCUAGUUAAAGACUGCCAGACUGGCUCUUCCACCAGGCCUGCAUCUCUGUGUUUGUGAAGGAGAAAGACAUGUUGCUGGCUAGAGCUGGGAAAUUCAAAGUUAGUAAGACCUCCCCUGCCCCGCCCAGACCUUGACCCUGAGACGGGGUUCAGAAGACACUGGCAGUGGGUGUGGGCAUCUGAAUAAAGGAAGAAAU